Messenger RNA from Babesia microti strain RI, 930 nucleotides. Its product is annotated as PPPDE putative peptidase domain. Lineage: Eukaryota; Apicomplexa; Aconoidasida; Piroplasmida; Babesiidae. The record is from RefSeq and is a predicted model, not a curated record. Gene Ontology annotation, molecular function: deubiquitinase activity. Gene Ontology annotation, biological process: protein deubiquitination. Bases 1 to 930 code for a protein of 309 amino acids. The transcript is spliced from 4 exons.
AUGUCUGCUGAACGUUCACAGAGUUUAACUACUGCUAGGAAGGUAGCACCUCAACGACGCAUUGUGAUAUCUGAACAGUAUAGCUCGUUACCUAGUCCUACCGGUGGCAGUGUUUAUUCUGUAAUUUCUUCAACUGGCCCUUCCACUAUAGUAUCACCAACUGAAUCUUCUAGAAAAAUAGCUGACGAUACGACAACUAAUGGUAACGUAAUCAUCAAGAAUUCAUCUGAACUCAGGCAGAUAAUGCUGAAUGCCACAGCCAAUAGUAUUUCAAACAAAUUAUCAAAUAAUGAAACCAAAUCAAAGUUUUGUAAUAAAACAGUAUUAUACUGCAAGUCUAACUCACAACAGUUAGGUUCCACGCUCCAAAAAUCACCACCAUCGCCAUUUCUAUUCAAAAGAGUACUGUCAGAUACUGUACAUCUUACUAACACACCAAAUGUUGAAACUCCCAGAGGGACUAUUUAUCUCAAUAUUUACAACCUGCGAAAUGUAUCCAAUAUGUUUAAUACAAUAGCAGGAAUUGUGGGAGCGGGGGCAUAUCAUGCUGGAGUUGAGAUAUAUGGUUAUGAAUAUUCAUAUGGCUAUACCAAAGGCAAUGGGACUGGAGUGAUGAAAAGUUUCCCUAGAUACCAUCCCUCGCACGAUUAUCGCAAGACCAUUUCAAUGGGCCCUUCACCAUACUCAUUGGCCGAGGUCCAUGAGAUUGUUGAGGAUUUAAAGAAGAAAUGGCUCGGAAAGGAUUACGAUCUACUCAAGAAUAAUUGUCUAAAUUUUGCUAGGGCGCUAACACUUGCGUUGGGUGGAGGGGAGAUUCCUUCGUGGAUUAUGGGUCUGCAAAAUAAGGUCAAUUGGGCCAGGUCAAGUAUCCAGAAGGUAGAAGGAAUGAUGAGACUUAAUAGGGCAACGCCCCUAUUCAAACAGAAGUAA